This is a messenger RNA of Sphaeramia orbicularis (orbiculate cardinalfish), 2018 nucleotides long. Its product is annotated as leucine-rich repeat flightless-interacting protein 2-like. Gene Ontology annotation, biological process: regulation of DNA-templated transcription. Lineage: Eukaryota; Metazoa; Chordata; Actinopteri; Kurtiformes; Apogonidae. Bases 245 to 1726 code for a protein of 493 amino acids. The record is from RefSeq and is a predicted model, not a curated record. The transcript has 15 exons.
GGUGCGUGUGGAAAGUGGGUAAGGAGGGCAGCGGAGGAGCGGACUGAUGACAGCUGUCAGUGGGAACAAAAACACUGCCAAUAUCUGAGGAGAACACGAAUGGCUGCCCCGUAAACCGGCAACAAAAAGGGGAGCUCUCGUCGGUAGCAUCGCUGGUCACUUGAAGGUGUUGUAAAGGUAUUUAACUACAGUCUUGUGAAAUUUCUGGACACAUUAUUGGUGGUACUUGAAUUCCAGCAGCAACAUGGGGACACAAGGAUCGGGAAGAAAGCGUGCCCCUCUUAAAGAUCGGUUCUCAGCAGAGGAUGAGGCCUUGAGUAGUAUUGCACGGGAGGCGGAGGCAAGGCUUGCCGCGAAGAGGGCAGCUCGGGCGGAGGCCAGGGAUAUUCGAAUGAGGGAACUCGAACGGCAGCAAAAAGAGCUGGAUGAAAAAUCUGACAAGCAGUAUUCAGAUUACAGCCGGCCGUCCUCCCGCUGCGCCACCCCAGGCCUCUCAGCCGCCACCUUGGCCUCACUGGGCGGAACCUCAUCACGACGGGGCAGCACCGACACCGGCAGCGUCUACGACCCGGACACCAGUCUGAGUGAACUUAGGGAUAUCUAUGAACUAAAGGACCAGAUUCAGGAUGUAGAAGGGCGAUACAUGCAAGGGCUUAAAGAGCUGAAGGAGUCACUGGCGGAGGUAGAGGAGAAGUAUAAGAAAGCCAUGGUAUCAAAUGCACAGUUGGACAAUGACAAAGCCAACCUCAUCUAUCAUGUGGACACACUCAAGGAUGUUAUAGAGGAAAUGGAGGAGCAGAUGUCGGAGAUGAAGAGAGAGCUGGAAGAAAAGUCAAAGGAACUAGAAAGACAGAAACACACAUGUACAGUCCUGCAGCACAAACAAGAAGAACUGAAAGAAGGACUCCGCCAGAGGGACGAGCUCAUAGAGGAGAGCCAGAAAAUGCAGACUAAGUUAGAUGCCCUCACCCGAGAGGUGUUUGACCUGCAGGAAACGAUAAACUGGAAGGACAAAAAGAUUGGGGCCCUAGAGAGGCAGAAAGAAUACUUUGAUUGCAUUAGGAAUGAGAGGGAUGAGCUCAGAGAUGAGCUCGCUGACAUCAAGGGGAAGGCCAAAGGCGGAGAGAAACACGGUCUGGUCAUCAUCCCAGAGGGAACGCCGAACGGAGACAUCAACCACGAGCCUCUGUCCUCAGGGAUCACCGUGGUCUCCCAGGAGGCUGCCCAGGUUCUGGAGUCUGCCGGAGAGGGCCCGCUUGACGUCAGGCUACGGAAGCUGGCCGAGGAGAAGGACGAGCUGCUGGCUCAGAUCAGGAAGUUGAAGAAUCAGCUGGAGGAGGAGAAGCAGAAACACUCGAAGAUGGACAGCGCAUACACGGACGGAGAGAGGAUGGAGAACGGUACAGACCUGCACUUUAUCGAGAUGCAGAGAGACGCCAACAGACAGAUUAGUGAAUACAAGUUUAAACUAUCGAAGGCGGAGCAGGAAAUGGGUACGAUGGAACAAAACAUUAACAGACUCGAAGGUCAGGUAUCCAGGUACAAGGCAGCGGCCGACAACUCAGAGAAAAUAGAAGAUGAACUGAAAGCAGAAAAAAGGAAACUUCAAAGAGAGCUGCGUACGGCUCUAGAUAAGAUCGAGGAGAUGGAGAUGACCAACAACCACCUAGUGAAGCGGCUGGAGAAGAUGAAGGCCAACAGGAACGCCCUGCUGUCGCAGCAGUGAGGUGGUGGCUGCGUCGCCAUGGAAACCCUUAAACUCGCACCUCAGACCUCUGACUGCCACGCCGUGUCUGGAGCACAUUUCCACUUCAGCUCUAACACUUCAACAUUUGUAGCUAACCAAAAAAAAAAAAAAAAAAAAACAACUUGUAGCACAGGAGGAAACUGAACUGUGUCCUUUUUUUUUUUUUUUUUUUUUUUUUUAAACCAUUCAUUGGUUUUGUCUGGUGAGCCACCAGAAUUUUGGGGAAACGACUCAGAAACUUAACUAAUAAAACUCUAAAGUUGCUGCAGAA